AUGCUAUGGUUCAGAAGAAAUAUCAGAUGUGUUUAUUGCUUGCGGCUCAGGUUUAAACGGCUUAAUUGGAUUGCAAGCCGCUGUAAUUCGUUUAUCAAACCCGAAGUGCUAGUGUCUUUAGGAGCACCAAAGCUUGGAUCAAAGGUGUUUGCCGGGGGCUACCACUUUAUAGCUGGUCGACAUCUUCCUCAAAGCUACUUUUUGGAAAAGGGAAUCUCUGUUCCGGCUUUUCCCGGCGAGGAGUCAAACUGCGUGCUCAUGUCAAGUAACCCGUUUCGCUUCGAAGGUGCUAAUGGAGAGACAUAUGGGCGACCUGGACAAUUCAAUGCCACGCUCUACACGAAAAACCCUACCCGAGAAUGGGUCGAUAUUGACAAGCACGAUGACCUGUGGGACGAACUAGACUAG
Messenger RNA from Chondrus crispus (carragheen), 408 nucleotides. RefSeq lists its product as hypothetical. The coding region runs from base 1 to 408 and encodes 135 amino acids. Lineage: Eukaryota; Rhodophyta; Florideophyceae; Gigartinales; Gigartinaceae. The transcript has a single exon. The record is from RefSeq and is a predicted model, not a curated record.